CAUACUCAUAGGUCUUGCCCCAAAAACCAAAAUCCAAGUUUUCACUCUAACCAAAUUACACCAUAUCAAAGCACAUAUUCCAUGCACAUAUAUACUUCCUCAACCAACAAAAUAAAAAUGAGUUUUUCCAAAAGAUUUCUUGUUUUUAUUAUUUCUACAACCCUUUUUAUUUCCUUAUCAGAAUCAUCAACCACAAACCUCUACCUAUACGGUGGUUGCACACAACAAAUGUACACACCAAACUCCCCCUACGAGUUAAACCUCGACUCACUCCUCACCUCGUUAGUCAACUCAGCCACAUACUCCUCCUACAACAACUUCACCGUCCUAGGCUCCACCCAACAAGACAUAAUCUACGGUCUCUACCAAUGCCGCGGCGACCUCGCCAUGCCUGACUGCGCGUCAUGCAUCGCACGCGCAGUCACGCGGGCGGGCGACAUGUGCCGCAACACAUGCGGAGGCACGGUCCAGCUCGACGGUUGUUACGUGAAGUACGAUAACGCUACUUUUUUGGGCGUGGAGGAUAAGAAUGUUUUGUUGAAAAAGUGCGGGCCGUCCGUGGGCUAUAAUCCGGAGGCCAUGGGCUCAAGGGAUGCUGUGCUUGGCGGGCUUGUGGGGUUGGGUGGGCCUUUUAGGGUUGGUGGGUCAGGGAUUGUGCGGGGUGUGGCGCAGUGUACGGGGGAUCUUAGUUUUGGGGAGUGUCAGGAUUGUGUUGCGGAGGCGAUCGGACGGUUGAAAAGUGAUUGUGGCACGGCGGAUUAUGGAGAUUUGUUCUUGGGGAAAUGUUAUGCGAGAUAUUCUACUGGUGGGGCCCAUGAUAGUUCUAAGGCCCAUGGAAAAUUGGGUGAAAAGAAAUUUGCAAUGAUCAUAGGGUUAUUAGCAGGAGUAGCCAUAUUUGUUAUUCUCCUUGCUUUCUUAACCAAAAUUUGUAGGAAACAGGGUAAAUAAAUUAAAUGAAGUUUGUAGCACUCAGUGGCAUUCCCACAAAUCAAAUCUCACCUAUGGUCAUCCUCUAUGAUUUUGCUUUUGGCCUCUUUUGUUUCACGUUGUUCUUUCUUUAUCUUUUCUUUCCCUUGUUUCUCUUUCAAAUUUAAAAUUGAAUUCAAGAGAGGACUUUGAACCUUGAAGAGGAUGCCAAAAAAGAUGUGCAAGAAUGGGUGUUUUGUAUUUGAAUACAAAAGAAAAAAGAAAAAAGAAAAAAAAAAAGAAUUGAGUCAAGAGAUUCUAGUUGCUUUCCUCUCCACUUUACAAAGUUGUGUUGUCUAAUGUCUCAAGCUUUGCAAAGAAAAGUAAUUAUAUUAUUAAUUUGUUUCUGUAAAGUUCUAUCAUA
Molecule: messenger RNA, 1330 nt
Organism: Vicia villosa (hairy vetch)
Lineage: Eukaryota; Viridiplantae; Streptophyta; Magnoliopsida; Fabales; Fabaceae
Product: plasmodesmata-located protein 7-like
Exons: 3
Coding region: 82-948 (288 amino acids)
Cellular component (GO): plasmodesma
Source: RefSeq, a predicted model, not a curated record